UCCACGGCAAUCUUGUGCCAAACCCUACCCGACUGAUAGGAGCUGAUAUCUUCCGACCGAAAUCGGGUUUGUGUUUGCACCAAAAAAAAAGGUUUAUCUACGACAAGUGACAAACGGUUGGUAAUUCUAUGGGUUUUAGAGAGAAAAUCAGUUCGUUUUUUUAUCUUUUCAGAAUUCCGACCUGUUACGUUACGUGGCAACGAAUCAAAAUUCAAACAUUUUCGAAUAAUCGACAUUCAGAUGUUCUUUUUUUUGCAAACUUUCAAGAUCGACGCACCGCGAACGGAUCGGCCCAACCAGUGUACUCAAACGAGUCACCAGUCGUGAAAACAUCGGUUCUUCAAUUAAUAAUCAGUGAUGAUCGGGCCAACGAUAAACGUUACACGCGGUCAAUAGUUUAUGGUGAUUUUUUCCCGCUUCUGUGCUAAGAGAACAAUUGCACCUCCGGUGUGAGAAAUAGUGCAUUGGUGGUGUAGUAUGGGAAAGUGCAUACCGAUGAACAAAAUGUGUUAACCUGGUGAAUGAAAGAAUUGACGAUAGGUCUGAAAUUGCAUAAAAAGUAUAGUGUUCAAACUGUUGCCAUCAGAGACCGGAGGAAACAAAAAAAAACGAAGAGGAGUUAUUUGAUCUGAUUAGGCUCACAGGAGUGAAAGAACUCUGAAAAACCCGUCGGUAAUUGGUGGAACCGGUAGUGUUAAUUCAGCACCGACCCACCCAACAACCGAAAGCGAGGACUUUUUUCUAGUUUUUUUUUUGUUUUCCUGUUGAAAAUGCAAAUCAAACGAUUUUUUUAGACGGAACCACAGAAAGAGUUUGGUGCGGAAAAAUUUGCUGCUUGAAAGGUGAAAAAUUGUUUCUAGUUGUGUCGGGUUGUUUUCGGUACGAUGAUAUCAUAGAACGGAAAAAGUUACUCGGUUCGAAUUACUGAAGUGCAGUGACUCAGGGAAACAUUAAUCAUCUUCGAUUCGUACGGACUAAGAUAUGUACCGUUCGACCGAAUGCAGUUGACCGAGAUAUGAAUUGAACUUGAGUAUGUGUGCGUUAGUGUCGUUACUGCUGGUACAUAAAUAGAUAGCGCGUGAUAAGCUACCGGUCCUAACGAAUGAUUAAACUAAUCGGAUAGCGAUAAGGUAUGAUUUAAUUAAGCCUGAAGCGAAAGAUUUACGUCCCGGGCUUCGAAAUAAAUAGACAUGACAGAUAUUCGGUACGCCUAUUUCGAACAUGAGCUCAUCCGCCGCGAGGAUGCAAAUCACCCGUUAGAAUUCUGCAUCACGUAGAGCACUUACACUCUUAUCCCAUCACCACACAGCCACACACACACCCACCCAACACGCGUACAGCAAUGAACGAUACUCUGGUGCAAGUGCGCUAUUUCCUGCUGCUAAGCCCAACCCGGCCGGAAUUGAAGCAACUGAUUCUCCAGCAGCGGUGGAGAGAUGAUGAGGAUGAAAACCAGCCAAGGUCGGAAAAUGUGCUCUCGGAUUCGGAACAGACGCAGCUGCUACUGUACGAUAUCUUCAUUCCGCUGCUCGGUACGCUGAUAAUCGUUCUUAAUCUGGCAGUCGUUACCUCGAGCUUACUGCUUCUGCGAAAAGGUCAGCAACCAUAUACGACGUACUUGUUCCUGGGAAAUGUGGCCGCCGCGGAUCUGCUGAUGGGAUUCGCGGUAAUAUACGGGCAAUAUGCGCCCAAGGAAAUCCGAGGGGAGGACAAUUGCGCCUUUCUGAUUGGAUUAAUUGUAUCCACCACAAUCGUCUCGGUGUACAGUGUGGGACUGAUUGCCGUGGACCGCUACCUGUACAUCGUCUACGGACUGCAGUACCAGCGCUACAUCACACCAAGCCGGGCUAAACUUCUGAUUGCUGCCACCUGGCUCAUAGGACUCAUCAUCGGCUUUCUACCGGCGUUCGGAUGGCGUGGUGACACAGACAACGGGCGUGUCUGCUGGUUUAUACGGUUAGCUCCACCCGCUCUCGUUAUUCUGACCACUGUGGUCGGAAUACUUCCGUUGAUUUUGGUUAUUGUACUGUACAGUAUUAUCCUGCACAAAGCCCUCCGUAGAGUGGCUCAGCUGAAAAAAGCUGGUCGUCAGCAACAGGGUGUAUUAUCGGGUAAUCUGCGUCUAUUCCGCGGUGGAACGGCGGCUGCUUCUAACGGAAACACAACGGAUUCGGAGCAACCGCUGGCCGAGGAGCAGCCGAAGCCAACGAAAUGUUUCCGCUGCUGUAGAAAGCGACCGAUUGAUGGACGACCUCCGGUUGACACCGUCUCAACCGGAAGACAUCCCACCAAAUGGAAGGCCAUUAAGGUGGUCAUGCUCACGACGGGAUGCUUCACUGUAACAUGGCUGCCAUAUUUCAUCGCUAGCACCAUGUACGUCCUGUGUGACCCAGAAACCAAUCCCGAUCUGUGUCGUGGCUUACAGUUUGCCAUUGCCAGCCCGCUGGCCAUUCUUGGUUUCACCAACAGUCUAUUGAAUCCCUUUAUCUAUGCCUGGUGGCACAACGGCUUUCGAACCUCAGUAAAGAAGCUGUGGAGAAAAAUGUGCCGUUGUUGCUACAAGCAAAACAACAAUAAAUCAUCCCUACGAAAUCCGGUGGCAGCUACCAGCAGCGGUGGUGAUGAAAGUAUUGACAACGGGCAGCAACCACGAAGUUCCGAUACUACGACUACAACCUCCGUUCCUGUUAUGGGGAGCCCGUCUUACCGGGUAUCAUCAAUGAACAUGACUAACAACAACAACAACAACCGAACGCUUCCAGCCGUCAUCACGUACGACAGCAGCACCAGUGACCUGGAAAAUCAAACAACCGACACGGACAUCGAUCGCCCCAGAGCGCAAACGAGAUUGUAGCCGUUUUGCAUCCCUCUACUCGAACCGACAAAAACGACAACUUCGCACGUGCCAGCACCACCAGCAGCGCAAGUCUGAGUCAAGAAUGACGAUAAGUUAUUUGUAAACUCAUCCCAGCAACAGUAUUAGCAGUCCUAGGAAUAAUAAAUAACAUUUGCAAUGAAUCCAGCUCCUCCAGUGCGUUUAGACGGCGGGCGAAAUGGGAUGCUGCUGAUGCCGUUUUCUUUCUGUUCUCUCUCUCAGUUUGAAUGUAGGUGUCAUGGAGAUGAAUGGGAUGUCAAGGAAAUACAAACUUUGUUCGCCAACCAUGUAACUAUUCACGACGAGGCUAUUUCAUGUUUCUGCUGUGGACAUUAUGCUCUGGACGAGUUUUAUUUCGAAUAACAAGCUUUGGAA
Molecule: messenger RNA, 3250 nt
Organism: Topomyia yanbarensis
Lineage: Eukaryota; Metazoa; Arthropoda; Insecta; Diptera; Culicidae
Product: beta-3 adrenergic receptor-like
Exons: 5
Coding region: 1343-2854 (503 amino acids)
Biological process (GO): adenylate cyclase-activating G protein-coupled receptor signaling pathway; G protein-coupled adenosine receptor signaling pathway
Cellular component (GO): membrane
Molecular function (GO): G protein-coupled receptor activity
Source: RefSeq, a predicted model, not a curated record